CCCAGUUCAGCCACGAGGGGUCGAAGCCUUUCUUAUCCAGCUCCCUCAUCUACCUGCAGCUCGCUCCCUUCCUUCGCUAUAAUUGUCGCUAGUUUUCGUCGCUAUGUUAUGAGAGCCGGGCGUGUUGCACCAUGGUGUACCUCUCGAAACGCCGUUUCGACGUCGUCAACCAGAAGCAGAUCAUUCUGCUUGUGAUACCACCCAUCUUUCUCGCUUUGGCAGCAGUUGUGGUAGCAGCACGAUGGCAUGCGAGGCAGUCGAAGCGGAUUAAUACCCUGGUGGAGGAUCUCUUGUGUUUGGCGGGCCUUAUCAUGAGCGUUCUCGUUGUCGCUAUUAUCGUCGUUCUUGUCCUCGUCGACGGCCAGGGGAUGUCUUCCGACUACGUGGAGGAGAAGUUCAACCACAUUGGGCUGAGAUACUGGUUGAGGACACAAUUUGCGGUCGACAUCUGCUGGGCUACCUCCGUUACCGCCGUCCAACUCUCGCUGCUUCAAUUCUAUACCCGCAUUUACGACUCUCGUCAAUUCGCUCGGUCCGCGUGCUUCGUUAUGAUGGUACUUGUGGCGGCUUGGUACGUCUACGCUGUGGUCGCGUGGGCCAUACAUUGCCAUCCUCCGGGUUCGUGCACCUUGACGAACAAAAAUAAUUGCAUUGUUAUCGGGUCUCUCCACGUCGCGUUCAACGCGCUGGUUAUGGGUAUCGCGAUUCCGGCAGUGUACGACAUGCACUUGUCCACACGGAGGAAGGUUUCGACUGCGGGACUGUUCCUGCUCGGGAGUUUCUGCACAAUCUGUGGCAUCCUUCGGAUGGACUGCGUCUUCCCGUUCUUCGCGGACAUCAAAACCGACCCGAUCGGUGCGGCUUGGGGCCGCAUGCUCUUCUCGCCUCUGGAAAUUGCCGUCGGCAUUAUCGCGUGCUCGAUUCCCACUCUGACACCAUUCCACCGCAUUUGGCGAGACGAGCGUCGACAUAUGCCUAAAGAGAGCACAGGCCUCCGAAGGCUGAAGUUCCGAUCGAGCAGUAGCGGAUCCUCAACGUCGAAUUUGAACCCGGCGCACUGGGUGGGAAAGUCAGGGGGACAGGUGAAUGCGUUUGUGUCGCUGGAAGAUGGUGGCAAGUCAAGCGAGAGGGUCAGAGAUCUGGGAACGCAUGACAUAAAGGUCACGAAGGAAUACAACGUGGUACAUAGACUUUGAGCGAGCAAUCGACCUUCCCCUCUCUUUCCGGCCAGGAAUGCAACAUUUCGGAGUCCUAGUCCAGGCCUGUCCAAGCGUGACUUCCGGAUGCACUGACUUACAGUUCACGCUAGAUCUGCCUCGAACGAUCGUUCUCUGAGCAGAUCGAGGGUCCUGAGCGUGGCAGGUGGGUCACGGCACAAUUCAGCCGAUGCCUCUUCAUGUUCGGUAUGCGAAGCGGCCCGCUAACCCUGGGAUCUACACGCGGUCCACGAGCGCCAGAUG
Molecule: messenger RNA, 1460 nt
Organism: Trematosphaeria pertusa
Lineage: Eukaryota; Fungi; Ascomycota; Dothideomycetes; Pleosporales; Trematosphaeriaceae
Exons: 4
Coding region: 132-1196 (354 amino acids)
Source: RefSeq, a predicted model, not a curated record